This is a messenger RNA of Sinocyclocheilus anshuiensis, 2933 nucleotides long. Its product is annotated as ephrin type-B receptor 1-like. The record is from RefSeq and is a predicted model, not a curated record. Lineage: Eukaryota; Metazoa; Chordata; Actinopteri; Cypriniformes; Cyprinidae. Gene Ontology annotation, cellular component: plasma membrane; dendrite. Gene Ontology annotation, biological process: protein phosphorylation; axon guidance; ephrin receptor signaling pathway. The transcript is spliced from 12 exons. Gene Ontology annotation, molecular function: transmembrane-ephrin receptor activity; ATP binding; protein binding.
GGCUUGCCGGCGGUCCUCAGCCUCGCGAUCGUCCACCUCUGCAGCGCGCGCAGUCCUGAGCGAAACUCCGCGUCCGAAAGUGUGUCUGAAUGUUUUUGUCGAAGCUAUCUUUCGCACUUCACGGUUCAGCGCAGCGACGAGUGGAGUACAAACGAGUUUAAACGAACUCUGGGAUUAGAGAGUUUUCUGUGGCAGGACAGGGUGUGUGUGGUGUGUGUGUGUGUGUGUGUGUGUGUGUGUGUGUGUGUGGACUGAAGUUAGUUUAGAAAGUUUAUUGCCUAAACUUCUUCAUGAUUCGGAUUUUCGGAAUUUUUGCAUAAUUAAAAAGCCCGUUUUAUAUCGGAUUGCAGAGGUUUGAGAGACUGGAUGUGAAUCUAAUGAGCUGACAGCAGGACUGUGAGAUGGAUCAUGUUUCCUGGAUUAUGUCUCUCUUCUGGUUCUGGUUCUGGUUCUGGACUGGAUUCAUCACAGCAGAGGAAGAGGUGCUGAUGAACACAAAGCUAGAAACGUCUGAUCUGAGAUGGACCAUCUACCCCAGCAGUGACCCUGAGUGGGAGGAGAUGAGCGGUUUGGAUGAGGAGGGCAACAGCGUCCGCACCUUUCAGAUCUGUCCGAUGGACACGUCAGUGAGUCACUGGCUGCGCACGCGCUUCAUCCCGCGGCGCGGGGCGACUCAGGUGUAUGUGGAGAUCCGCUUCACCGUGAUGGAGUGUUCGGCCAUGCCUUCCAGCUUCCGCACCUGCAAAGAGACCUUCAACCUGUACUAUUACCAGAGCGACGAGGACACGGCCAGCAGCACACACCCCGCCUGGAUGGAGAACCCCUACAGCAAGGUGGACACAGUCGCGGCUGACUUCCUGUUGCGUCGUGGCGGAGAGAGGAAGUCUAACGUGAAGACGGUGCGCUUGGGUCCGCUGUCGAAGAAGGGCUUCUACCUGGCGUUCCAGGCUCAGGGCGCGUGUAUGGCCCUGCUCUCCGUCCGCGUCUUCUUCAAGAAGUGCCCCGCCGUCACCCGCGCCUUCUCCUCCUUCCCCGAGACGCUCCCUCACUCGCUGGUGCAGCAGGCCGAGGGCGUGUGUGUGACAAACUCCGCCCACACGGGCCAAGCCCCGCCCACCAUGUUCUGUGGGGAGGACGGCCAGUGGGUGGGGCCUCCCUCGUCCACCUGUGUGUGUAAACCAGGGUUCGAGCCGGUGGACUCUGACCGCUGCAGAGCGUGUGGAUCGGGCCAGUAUAAAGCGUCUGUCGGUGGGAGUUUGUGUCGUGUGUGUCCAGACAACAGUAACACACACUCUCCUGGAUCCAGUGUGUGUUUGUGCCGCCCUGGAUUCCACCGCGCCGCCAACGACCUUCCUGAUUCAUCCUGCACCAGACUGCCGUCGGCUCCGCGCAGCAUCGUCUAUCAGAUCAAUGAUACGGUGGUGACGCUGGAGUGGUCGGAGCCGCUGGACCGUGGCGGGCGCUCGGAUCUGUCCUACAGCGUGGAGUGUGUGCGCUGCAGAGGCUCCGCCUGCGUCCCGUGCGCAGACAGUGUCACCUACAGGCCGGGGCAGGUGGGCAUGGCCGGGAGGCGGGUCAUCAUCCGCGGACUCCUCCCACACACCACCUACACCUUCACCGUCAUCGCCCAGAACGGAGUGAGCGCUGUCAGUCACACAAGCCCCGCCUCCAGCUCCGUCAACAUCACCACCAGCAGAGACGUGGCCGUUCCAGUGUCCGGCAUCAGGAGGAUUAAAGCGUCUGAGAGCAGCGUCUCCAUCAGCUGGACGGUUCCUCCGCAGACGCAGCACAGCAUUCAGGAGUAUCAGCUGCGCUACAGUCUGAAGGAUCAGGAUGAUGGAUGGCAGUACGUCAGCAGUAAAACCAACUCUGUGGUUCUGAACGAUCUGACCCGCGCGUCACAGUACCAGGUGCAGGUCAGAGCCAGAACCGCCGCAGGAUACGGACACUUCAGCCCCGCCGCCAACAUCAGCACACUACCUGACGAGGCAGAUAACCCUGAGAAGAGCUCAUACGGUUUCAGACAUUGUUCAGAUGUUUUGUUGUGGUUGUGGUUUAAUUGUGUGUUUCUCACAGGGGUUAAAGUGUACAUCGAUCCGUUCACAUACGAGGAUCCGAACGAGGCGGUGAGGGAGUUCGCUAAAGAGAUCGACGUGUCGUUUGUGAAGAUCGAGGAGGUGAUCGGUGCCGGUGAGUUCGGUGAGGUGUGUCGCGGUCGGCUCAAGGUUCCCGGGAAGAAAGAGAACUACGUGGCCAUUAAGACCCUGAAGGGCGGCUACACAGACAAGCAGAGGCAGGACUUCCUGUCCGAGGCGUCAAUCAUGGGUCAGUUCCAGCAUCCCAACAUCAUUCACCUGGAGGGAGUGAUCACAGCUUCCUGUCCCGUGAUGAUUCUGACCGAGUACAUGGAGAACGGGGCACUGGACUCCUUCCUGCGGGUCAGUACCUGUCUGUCUGUCUGAUGUCGGGUUAGAUGAGUCGCCCGCUCUGACCCGUCUCUCUCUCUCUCUGUCUGUCUGAUGUCGGAAUCUCUGUCUGCGUCUCAGGGCGGGAAGAUCCCGAUCCGCUGGACGGCUCCUGAAGCCAUCGCCUUCCGUAAGUUCACCUCGGCGUCAGACGUCUGGAGCUACGGCAUCGUCAUGUGGGAGGUGAUGUCGUUCGGUAUGAGUUAUGUUCACCGGGAUCUGGCAGCGCGUAACAUCCUGGUCAACAGUAACCUGGUGUGUAAGGUGUCUGACUUCGGCCUGUCCAGAUUCCUGACGGAGAACUCGCCGUCUCACCCUCUGCUGGACCUGCGUCCCCCGCCGCCGCUCUCUCACUGCAGCUCAGUGUCCGACUGGCUCCGGUCCAUCAAGAUGGAGCGAUACGAGGACAGCUUCCUGCAGGCCGGAUUCACCUCCAUCCAGCUCAUCUCACACAUCUCCACCGAGUGA